ACAGGCUGAUGCGGGCAGUCACACCAGGAAGGGUUAAGGUUGGUGAGCGCCGUGGGUGUGCUCUGAGAGCCUAUUAAAUAUGUUGCAACCUGUUUUAACUUAGUAAUACUUCUUUUUAAAAGUCUCAUUGUGUUAUUUAGGUUGGAACAGACAGGUCAGCCCCGCGGUGUCCCGAAAGCUCCACUUGGGUACUGAGCUGUCCUGAGCUGUGGUGGUGCCCGAUUUAACUGGACACCGGCAUUUCAGGAUGAUCUUCUUGCUUGAUGCGUUUCUGCUAAAAUGACACCAGCAACCACCUCAUUCAGGGCUCGUUUUUGUUUGUUUCAGGGUGUCCGUGGAGCAUGGCAGUGCAGUGGAGCGGUGGCCAUUCCUGCUCCGUGCUGUGCCUGGCCGUGAGCACGGAAGGGCUGGCGGCCUCCGGCGCGGAGCGGGGCGAGCUGGCGCUCUGGGACGGGGCGGGCUCGGCCGUGGCUCAGCUGCGGCUCCCGCAGGCGGAGGACGUGACCUCAGUGGUGUUCUCAGCCCGGCGGCCCAGUACGCUGUACACGGCCCACGGAGAGACCAUCAGCGUGCUGGAUGUGCGCUGCCUGCAGGAGCCCCUGCAGCGCUUCCACGUGAACGAGGAGGAGAUCAACUGCCUGUCGGUGAACGACACCGACAGCUUGCUGGCUGCCGCCGAUGACUCGGGGGCCAUAAAGGUUGUGGACUUGGAAAGCAAGAAAGUCAGCCGGUCCUUGAGACACUCCAACAUCUGCUCGUCUGUUGCCUUCCGACCUCAGCGGCCUCAGAGCCUGGUUUCCUGUGGGCUGGACAUGCAGGUGAUGCUGUGGAACCUGCAGAAAGUUCGUCCCUUGUGGACCACAAACCUGCAGGAGUGUGAGAUGGAGGAAGAGAGCCCUCAGUCAGCUGGGCAGUUCUUCAACCCACCUCUUGCACAUUCCCUGUCUGUUGCCUCCUGUGGCAACAUCUUCAGCUGUGGAGCUCAGGAUGGUAAAGUCCGAAUAUUCCGAGUCACUGGGGCCAGGUUUGAGCAUGAGCUGGAGUUCCAGGCUCACAGCCUGGGAGUCUCACAGGUGCUCUUUAUGCCUGAGGGCUACUGCUUGUUGUCUGGAGGAAACGAUGGGAAAAUCUUGCUCUGGGAUCUCAGCAGCAACAUUGGGAAGCAGCAGAAAAGUCCAGCAAAAUCUCUGCACAGGAAAAAGGCCCAAGCAGCUGCUUGCAGCAGAAAAGAUGGGAAGCUCAACAAAGCAGCCUCCAAUGAACACCCUGGAGUUGUGCCAAAGCUCAGCAUUGAGCACGGAGAGAAGGUGAACUGGCUGUCGUGUGCAGAGAUCAAAGGCUCCAGGAGAGUGUUGGUUGCUGACCAGAGCAGCUCUGUAUCAGUGUAUCCAUUGCCAGAACCUUAAGGCACC
Melozone crissalis (California towhee) is the source of this 1412-nucleotide messenger RNA. It is a transcript of the gene WDR53, whose product is annotated as WD repeat domain 53. Gene Ontology annotation, molecular function: protein binding. The coding region runs from base 342 to 1406 and encodes 354 amino acids. Lineage: Eukaryota; Metazoa; Chordata; Aves; Passeriformes; Passerellidae. The transcript is spliced from 2 exons. The record is from RefSeq and is a predicted model, not a curated record.